Molecule: messenger RNA, 1823 nt
Organism: Branchiostoma belcheri (Belcher's lancelet)
Lineage: Eukaryota; Metazoa; Chordata; Leptocardii; Amphioxiformes; Branchiostomatidae
Product: caveolin-3-like
Exons: 2
Coding region: 254-787 (177 amino acids)
Biological process (GO): caveola assembly
Cellular component (GO): caveola
Molecular function (GO): molecular adaptor activity
Source: RefSeq, a predicted model, not a curated record
UCAGUCAACAUCAUCUCCGGCUGCCUCUGACUUCCACCAGCCGACCCCAACACGGUCCACAUCGGCUCUGCUAAUCUUGCUCCUGAGCUCAGUCAUACUUGAUUUCCUCGCCGCUCUCACUAAAAAAAAUUCCGCCCGACAUUUUCGGCAUAUCGCACGCCACAUUUCUGGUAGGAAACGCCGGGGGAAAGCUGAUAUCCCGCGCGCUGAGCUCCAUACGACCGCGCCCCGCCCCAACACGACUCACUACCCGAUGAUGUCUGAAAUGAGGGGGACGGAGCCAUCAGAGUUUAGGUUCGAGUCUUCCCCAGCGGAUCACCACAAAACGCCUUCUCCUAGCUCCUCGCACGGGAACGAGAGAGUGGGGAUGCACGCGCACAUGGACUAUCCUGAGCCGCCCAGCCCACGGGACCCGAAGGGCAUCAACGAUCAUGUGAAGGUAACUUUUGACGAGAUCAUAGCGGAGCCCGAAAGUGCCUACAGCUAUGACCAGGUGUGGGACGUGUCCAAGCGCACAUACAAGGGAACCAAGUCCUGGUGCUACCGCAUCCUGUCCUUCUGCUGUGCGGUACCGCUCGCGUUCUUCUGGGGGCUCUACUUCGGCUGUCUGGCCUGUGUCCAAAUAUGGUGCGUGGUGCCCUGCGUGAAGGGUUACGUCAUCAACCUGCACUGCUACGGCAAGAUCUGGGCCCUGUUCCUGUCCACCUUCGUGGACCCCUGUUUUGAGUCCAUAGGAAGGAUGUUUGGUGGCAUCAAAUUCACUGCACGGAAAGAGACAAUCGCAUAGAAAACUCUCCUAUAGGAAAGGGCUAAGUAAUCAACCAUACAAGAAGGAUGAAAUACACAAAAGACCUCUGUACUGACUCAAAUAUCUGUUGUAUCCAGAACCGUGCUUGAUCCAGAACCAUGCUUAGGCAAGGUUGAGGUUCUGGAUUGUCCACGCGUAUCCAGAACCAUGCCUGGGGCAAAUCUACCUUCUUGGAUACGCGGAGACUAUCCAGAACCGUGCCUGAUCCUAAUUAUAUGACCUUAACCAAUCCACUAUAGAACUAGAGAUACACUGCUCUAGGUACAUAACAUGAUAUCAUCCGAGAACUUUGUAUAUAUUUGAACUCCUGUUAUACAGAUACACUGAUAGCCACAAUUGAAAGCAAAUUCACUGUAUUACAUAUUUUGGAAACACGAAGUUAGUGUAUUAUUGAAGAAGUGACCUUAAAGACACUGUAUAUAGUAGGAAUCCCAAUGUAGUGAUGUGUUAUUUUUAAAGAAGUAUUGACCACAUACUAGUAAUAAGUUUCUUCUUGUAGUGCUUGUUAUUUGCUUAAAAGUAUUGUAUUGAAGGACCGACUGCAAUUAUUAUGUACAAUUACUUUGCGUAGAUUGUAGGUGAUUGCAAUAAGAUUUGGGUUGUUUUGAAUUUUUAAAUGUGACUGUAUUUAUCUUUAAUAUUCACAAAAAUGUGACUACUUUCUCUGUCAAUCCUGCUUUAUUAUUACAGACGUAGAAGUUGAUAGUCAAUUUCUAUAUCCUGUCUUUUUCAACGUAUCCAUUGCGUUAUGUCAACCAAAAUGUCCAUAUGGCAUAAUUUUGUGCGUUGUUUUACUGAACUGAAUUCUUUAUCCUUUACUAUCCACUUUUCAAAAUGUUAAUUUCUAUUAGUAGGCUUGUUUGAUCAUAACCAGGGUGAGAAGGUAGAGGCAUCAGUUUAUAACUCAAUCAAUAUCUGUUUGUGUGUAUACUUUUACAUGUACGUUCCUUCAAAGAACAAGAACAAAUCUAACAAAGAUUUCCAUGUUGUUAGCAAGUCGUUAUCCAAGAAACCG